Messenger RNA from Papilio machaon (common yellow swallowtail), 1608 nucleotides. Its product is annotated as tissue alpha-L-fucosidase-like. NCBI's taxonomy places the organism in Eukaryota, Metazoa, Arthropoda, Insecta, Lepidoptera, Papilionidae. The transcript is spliced from 6 exons. The record is from RefSeq and is a predicted model, not a curated record. Gene Ontology annotation, cellular component: lysosome. The coding region runs from base 125 to 1573 and encodes 482 amino acids. Gene Ontology annotation, biological process: glycoside catabolic process; fucose metabolic process. Gene Ontology annotation, molecular function: alpha-L-fucosidase activity.
CGUCGGUCAGCGGUCUCGCAUGAUCUUUAAAUUGCUCUAAUAUCCUUCUACGUUGUUAGUCAAUUUGUGACUACCAUUAUGUACUUUCAACUUGACUAAGUUUUUUUUUUAAUAUUUCAGAAUCAUGAAGCUAAUUAUAUUAUGUAUUCUUGUGCUAUAUUCGGUUGUUAGUAGUUAUAGUAAAUUAGAAAGUGGUGAAUCCCGCCAUAUUAGUGGUCAUCGCGUGUCAAAGAAAUAUUCGCCGGAUUGGAAGGAUCUGGAUACAAGACCUUUGCCCCAUUGGUACGAUGAUGCGAAAAUAGGUAUCUUCCUGCACUGGGGAGUUUAUUCAGUUGUCGGUUUCUCUGAAUGGUUCUGGAGUAACUGGAAAGGUGGUGAUAAAAAAAUAAUCAAAUUCAUGAAAGAACAUUACCCUCCGGACUUUACAUAUCAAGACUUCGCGCCGAUGUUCAAAGCAGAGUUCUUUGACCCUAGCGAGUGGGCAGAUUUAUUUUUAAAAUCUGGAGCUAGAUACAUUGUCCUGACGAGUAAACAUCAUGAUGGGUUCACAAUGUUCCCUUCACAUCGUUCCUAUAGUUGGAAUUCCUAUGAUGUUGGCCCAAAACGGGACAUAGUCGGUGAACUGUCUACCGCCGUUAGAGCCGCUGGACUAAAGUUCGGAGUUUAUCAUUCAUUGUACGAAUGGUUCAAUCCGAUAUAUGAAGCCGAUAAGAAAAAUAACUUUACCACACGAUAUUACGCUGAAACAAAACUUUGGCCCGAUUUGAAACAACUAAUCAAUGAUUACAAGCCAUCAGUCCUUUGGUCUGAUGGUGAUUGGGAGACGUACGAUACAUAUUGGAAGUCUACUGACUUUCUCGCCUGGCUGUACAACGAAAGCCCUGUUAGGGAUGAGAUUGUAGUGAACGAUAGAUGGGGUAUAGGAAUUCCUUGUAAACAUGGCGACUUCUACAAUUGUGCGGAUCGGUAUAAUCCUGGUUCCCUUCAGAACCACAAGUGGGAGAAUGCGUUCACAGUGGAUAGCCGGUCGUGGGGCUUCCGUAAGCCGAUGACCCUCAAUGACACCCUCUCCACCAAGCAGCUGCUUUACCAAGUCGUGUCUACUAUCAGUUGUGGAGGGAAUGUUCUAAUAAAUGUUGGUCCAACACAAGAUGGCACCAUAUCACCAAUAUUCCAAGAAAGACUCCUAGAUCUCGGUAGUUGGUUAAAAAUAAACGGUGAAGCAAUAUACAGUACUUCUCCUUGGUUACAUCAAAAUGACUCUCUUAACCAAGACGUGUGGUAUACUUGCCGGAAAGCUAAGCAUAGCCAUCGUCAUCCCACCGCGAUACCAAAAGAAACUGAUAAUGUUACAGCCGUUUACGCAAUAUUCCUUAAUUGGCCAACUACAAAUAUUUUACUUGUAAAGGAUCUUUCUACUUAUCUACAUAAUGGUGUUUAUAAAAUCGAGCUCUUGGGCAACGAAGGUCUUAUAAAUUGGAAUAUCAAAAAUGGUGUGACCAGUAUCGAACUUCCCGACAAGGCUAAAGUACGUUCACAAAAUGCAUGGACAUUGAAGAUGAGUUUUAAAUAAUAAUCAACUUGUAUUGUUAAAUAAAUAUUUAAAUA